Messenger RNA from Nilaparvata lugens (brown planthopper), 3836 nucleotides. Its product is annotated as piwi-like protein Siwi. The record is from RefSeq and is a predicted model, not a curated record. Gene Ontology annotation, biological process: regulatory ncRNA-mediated gene silencing. Gene Ontology annotation, cellular component: P granule. Lineage: Eukaryota; Metazoa; Arthropoda; Insecta; Hemiptera; Delphacidae. Gene Ontology annotation, molecular function: protein binding; piRNA binding.
GGGAGGCUUUCUCUGCCACUUUUGCGUUGUUGUGAAUGUGAAUGUUGUUUGUUGCUACUUGUCAACACUGUUUGUUUUACUUUUUCAUUCGUUGUGUCCAGAAUAAAAACCUGCAAUUGCAUAAUUUGCUAAUUUAGGAUGGGUGACGAGGUGAGAGGUCGUGGACGUGGGCGGGGAAGAGGGGUGAGGCCCCCAGCGGCCGGGGGGCCGCCCGCAGGACCCACACAGCCCAAUCAGCCGACAAGGGGCGGAGGGGCUAGAGUGGCCCAGCCGGGGCCAGCACCACAGGCGGGGCUGCCGGGGCGGGCCACCACCAGUCGUGGCAGGCAGCAGGCAUCUGGGGGCAGCGAUGAGCUCACUUCAGCCAUGAGAGGACUCGCUGUCAAACAGGAAGUCACAACCGCUGGCCCUUCAGGUUCUGGAGAUACAAUUGGUAGAGGCGCUUUGCGAGGCACUCGAACCAUAGAAAGACCAACGUUCAUCCGUACUAAGCCGGAUAGUUGCGCAAACAAACAAGGUGUGACUGGUCAGAAGGUGGUCUGCACAGCCAACUAUUUCGCUAUCGAAACGAAAGCAGAUUGGCACCUGUACCAGUACCGGGUUGACUUCAACCCCGAGGAAGACCGCACCAUUAUCAAGCGUGGGCUGCUGUCCAAUCAUCGCGCUCAAUUGGGCGGCGGAUUUGUAUUCGACGGAACCAUGUUAUUCACCCAUCAACGUCUGGCACCUGAUCCAAUGGAACUAGUGUCAAAGAGGAAGCACGAUGAUCAAUUCAUAACGAUGACUGUGCGCAUGGUGGAUAAAGACGCCAUCAAGUAUGGAGAUCAAACCUAUCUCCAAGUGCUGAACAUCGUCGUCAGAAAAUGUAUUGCCAAUUUGGAUAUGAUUCUAUUGGGGCGCAACUACUAUGAUCCAAAAGCUAAAAUAACAAUUCCUGAAUUCAGCCUUGAGUUGUGGCCUGGAUAUCUAACUUCGAUGCGCCAACAUGAACAUUCUUUCCUACUUUGUGUGGAAAUAAUCCACAAAGUGCUGCGUAAAGAUACGGCUUAUGACCUGCUGAAUUCAGCCCAGCAGAGAGUCCGCAACUACCAGGACAUAUUCAGAAAUGAAAUGAUCGGUCAAGUGGUAUUGACCGAUUAUGGUAACACCGCCACUUACAAAGUGGAUGACGUGGAUUUCACCUCAAACCCUGACACCCCUUUCGACAUGAAAGGAGUCAAGACUACCUACCGCGACUACUACUACUCGAAAUACGGUUUGAAAAUUAAAGAUUGCAGACAGCCGCUGUUGGUGUCGAGGCCGAAGGCGAGAGACGAGCGUGGCGGCCGCGAUACUCCCAUCUUUCUGGUGCCUGAGCUCUGCCGCAUGACUGGCAUCACCGACGAAAUGAGAAACAACCAGAACCUGAUGCGCGCGAUGGCAGACAGAACCAGGAUGGACUCUCGCACUCGCCAAGAGAGACUAAUGGUCUUCCAGAAGAGAUUCACUCAGACUCCCAAGAAUGCGGAGGAGCUUAAGAAUUGGAAUCUGAGUCUAUCGAAGAAUUUGGUGUCUAUGAACUCGAGAAUUCUGCCACCAGAGAGAGUGCUGUUUGGUGGUGGAAACGCAGUGACUUUGGAACGCGGCCCAGACUGGACGAACAAUUUCAGAAACUGUAGUCUGCUGGCCACAUCGGCCAUCUCGAAUUGGGUGGUGGUUGGCCUGAGCAACGCCCAAAGGGACAUCCAGGAGUUUGUCUCGCUGCUGCAGAAGUCAGCCCGAGGAAUGGGCCUGCGCAUUGACCAGCCCCAAUGGAUGAACUUGGACGACGACAGAGUGAACUCGUGCGUGGGAGUGCUGGACAGAGUGCUGUCUCGAGACUUGCCGCAGAUCAUUCUUUUUCCAGUUUCCAACAAUCGCGCUGACCGUUACAGUGCCAUCAAGCGCAAGACUUAUGUCGACAGGGCAGUGCCGAGUCAGGUGGUUGCGUUGAGGACACUGCGCAAGAAGGGCCUGAUGUCGAUUGCCACCAAAGUGGCCAUUCAAAUGUCGUGCAAAAUCGGUGGUUCGCCGUGGUCGGUGGACAUCCCGAUCAAGAGCACAAUGGUGAUCGGAUAUGAUGUGUGCCACGACGCAAAGCAGAAGACAAAGUCGUACGGCGCACUGGUGGCCUCGCUGAACGCAUCGUGGUCGCGCUAUUACAGCAGCGUCACCCACCAUCAGCACGGUGAGGAGAUCUUCAAGGAUCUCCCAAUGAACAUUAUCAAAGCUAUCACCAAGUACCAGCAGCACAACGAAAAUCAGCUGCCGAACCGACUUCUCAUCUACCGCGACGGAGUGGGCGAAGGCCAGGUGAACAAGGUCUUCAGUCGUGAAGUGGAGGAUGUUGUCAACGCUUUGCAGGCUACGUACGGUGAGCAGGCGCCGAAGAUGGCGUUCAUAAUAGUGACGAAGAGGCUGAACUCUCGCAUUUUCCUGGGCAACGAGAACCCACCAGCGGGGACUGUGGUGGAUGAUGUGAUCACCUGCCCGGAGAAGUAUGACUUCUUCUUGAUUCCACAGUCGGUGCGCCAGGGCACGGUCAGCCCCGCCGGGUACAACGUCAUCUAUGACAAGUCGGGACUCUCUGCUGAUCACAUGCAGCGCAUAACUUACAAGUUGUGCCAUCUGUACUUCAAUUGGUCGGGCACAGUUCGUGUACCGGCUCCCUGCCAAUAUGCUCACAAACUGGCCUUCCUGUGCAGUCAAAAUCUGCACGGAAUCCCUAAUGAAGACUUGAGCGAUCUCCUCUACUUUUUGUAGACGAGACUACAAAAAGUAGUACAUGUCACUCUUCCAAAGACUGUCUUUUUCGUAAGAUUGAACGAGUACCACCACUAUACGGACCAAAUAAACGCGACCGAAUCCCAGUUUUUAGUUUUAUGUUAUAACAGAACGCACGGUCUUUUAUGGGGUAGGCUAUACCAGACUAGUCUAGACUCUUGUCUGCGCCAAAACUAGUCAUCUUGGGCAGACUAACAGGGUAGACUAGACUCGUCCCAUAGUCUGUCCCAUACAGGCCGUGCAUUCUGUAACUAUCAAAUAAGCGCAAAAAGUUAAUUCGGUUCGUAUAAAUCUCAAGGAAUGAUAGGAGGAGUGAGUGAUAAUUGAUUCAAACAUAUGUUGUAUGUUGUGAUACCACAAAUGUGCCUUGAUCGCACUCAUACGUGAGUGUUUAUCAAAUACCCUAUAAGUGUCAUUGUUUUUCAUUGCUUAUCUUUAAUCAACAGAUUUUAUACUUGCUUUAUAAUAUUGCUUUACAGCAACAUUCCUUUAGAAUUGUUUUUAUUGUAGAAGAAUAUUUUCAAAUAGAAAAUAAGUUGCUGGUUGGAAAUAAUCGAAAAAAUUGUAAGAUUUGCUUAUGAAAAACUGUAAGAUCUACAGUAAUGUAUAAUGGCAUGCCUUCAGUUUAAAAGCCAGUUGUGUUCUUCAUAUUGAAGAGGAAUAUUUUUAUACUCUAUCAAACACUUGAUAGAAACUACUGUUUUUUUUUCUUGAAUCACUACUUUUUGAAUAUCUACUUCUAUAGGAGUUAGUCGAUUAUUUACAAUACGUGAUGGGAAUCCUAUUUGUGCUCUCUGAGGUACUUAUUAGCAGAAGUAUUGUUAUUAGAUUUGAGUAGAUAUAUUAGCAGAAGCAGAAUAUAUCAAAUCUUCAUUUGAUUGUUGGAUUUGUGAUCUUCAAAUGAUCUCUUCCUCAAGUUUAAGAUUGAAAGACCUAAAUAUUUUAUCGUAUUCGUUCAAAUUUGAUUUGAGAAGAGGAUUAUUCACUAUGAAAAGUAUGUUCAAUUUCUCUUAAAGCUAUGAGUAAUAGCUGUU